Durio zibethinus is the source of this 1448-nucleotide messenger RNA. It is a transcript of the gene GLX1, whose product is annotated as glyoxalase/bleomycin resistance protein/dioxygenase superfamily protein. The record is from RefSeq and is a predicted model, not a curated record. Gene Ontology annotation, cellular component: cytoplasm. Gene Ontology annotation, molecular function: metal ion binding; lactoylglutathione lyase activity. NCBI's taxonomy places the organism in Eukaryota, Viridiplantae, Streptophyta, Magnoliopsida, Malvales, Malvaceae.
CAACUAUUAGGAGACGUGUUUGUUGGUUGUUGCAUCACUUUGUAACAAACAGUAACGUUAGCGAGGAAUGAUAAAGAAAGAGAAAAUAAAUUUGUUCCAUUGCUAACAGGAUUCCCUUUAGGCGAUUCAUUUCAGCAAGUCACUCACUGUCUCUCUCGAGGUUACUGAGCAUUCGGAUUUGUCGAAAGAUGGCUGAAGGUUCAGCUGCUGUUCCCAGUACUGAGUUGUUGGAAUGGCCAAAGAAAGAUAGGCGUCGGUUCCUUCAUGCCGUGUACCGUGUUGGUGAUCUUGAUCGUACCAUCAAGUUUUACACUGAGUGUUUUGGAAUGAAGCUGUUGAGGAAAAGAGACAUUCCUGAAGAGAAAUACUCCAAUGCUUUUCUUGGGUUUGGCCCAGAAGAGUCUCAUUUCGUUGUGGAAUUAACGUACAAUUAUGGAGUAACUUCAUAUGAUAUUGGAACUGGUUUUGGGCAUUUUGCAAUUGCAACUCCUGAUGUCUACAAAAUGGUUGAGGACAUCCGUGCGAAGGGCGGCAAUAUUACUAGAGAGCCUGGUCCAGUCAAAGGUGGAUCCACUGUUAUUGCUUUUGUGAAGGAUCCUGAUGGUUACAUUUUUGAGCUAAUCCAAAGAGCUUCUACUCCUGAGCCGCUCUGUCAAGUAAUGCUUCGUGUUGGGGAUCUAGAUCGCUCUGUCAAAUUUUAUGAAAAGGCCCUGGGGAUGAAGCUAGUAAAGAAGGUUGAUAAUCCUGAAUACAAGUACUCCAUAGCCAUGAUGGGGUAUGCAGAAGAACAUGAGACUACUGUUCUUGAGUUGACUUACAAUUAUGGAGUGACCGAGUAUACCAAGGGAAAUGCAUACGCACAGGUUGCUAUUAGUACUGAUGAUGUAUACAAAAGUGGUGAGGUCGUGGAACAUGUUAUACAAGAGCUUGGGGGAAAGGUUACUCGAAAACCAGGCCCAAUUCCUGGAAUCAACACUAAAAUUACCUCUUUCCUAGAUCCUGAUGGCUGGAAAACUGUCCUGGUUGACAAUGAAGACUUUCUGAAGGAACUCCAGUAAGCACUAGGCAGAGUAAUGGAAGAAAGGGCUCUGGAUGCAUUAAGCACGUAAUCCUGCUACUGUGUGAAUAAAUCAGUACCUAGCAGUUUAAGCGAGCAAUAUUCCUGUUUAAAUAUGGUUGUUAUGCGACAUGAACCAUUUUCUACUCAUAUGUUCUGGAUUCUAGUAUGUUGUAUAUGGUUAUGGAGACUAAUAUGGUUGUUAUCACUUGGAAAAGAUCCAAAAUUGUCACAGUUACCUUACUUUUUGAUUUCGAGUCUCUAUUGCCAGAGAUAGGCCCAACGAAAAUAAAUAAAUUUCACAAAGCCUGAUACUAGAGCUGGUUUCAAACUUAUGGGCCUGAAUCCAAAACCAGGCUGCGUUAUUGGAUAGUUAAUAUCCAUUUUUCAA